ACAGAGAGAGAGAAGAUAAGCAUAGUGUGCCAGCAUGGAAUAAAAUUUGGCACGGAAGGGCUGCAACAUUUUAGAAGAGCAGAAAAUUUACAGGAUUUACAGGAACAACAUUGUUUCAACAUAAUGGAAAUCCCAGACUUGUCUUCAAUGAAACUACCUAGCCGACCUGAGCUGUUUGAUUUUGAGGGUGUUUCUAUGGUCCACUACUUCACUGACAACUGGGAAAAGGUGAAAAACUUUCAAGCAAGACCUGAUGACAUUCUAAUCGCUACUUACCCCAAAGCAGGUACCACCUGGGUGUCAUAUAUUCUAGACCUUCUGUACUUUGGUAACGAUUCUCCAGAGCGCCAGACUUCCCAGCCUAUCUAUAUGAGAGUGCCGUUCCUGGAGUCAUGUUUUAAAGUGAUACCAUCAGGGACAGAACUGGCUGAUAAUCUGCCCAAUUCUCCUCGCCUCAUCAAAACUCAUUUACCUAUUCAGCUUGUGCCCAAGUCCUUCUGGGAGCAAAACUCAAGGAUUGUAUAUGUAGCACGGAAUGCAAAAGACAAUGCAGUUUCCUAUUUUCAUUUUGAUCGAAUGAACAUGGGACAACCUGAACCAGGAGACUGGAACACCUUCUUACAGAAAUUUAUAGAAGGAAAGAAAGUGUUUGGUCCUUGGUAUGACCAUGUCAGUGGAUGGUGGGAGAAAAAACAGACUUAUUCUAACUUACUGUACAUUUUCUAUGAGGAUUUGGUUGAAGACACAGGACGUGAGGUGGAACGUUUGUGCUCCUUCUUGGGUUUGUCAGUCUCAACUAAAGAGAGGGAGAAAAUAACAAAAGAGGUUCAAUUUGAUGCCAUGAAACAGAACAAAAUGACCAACUAUUCCACUAUCCCAGUCAUGGACUUCAAGAUCUCACCCUUCAUGAGGAAAGGUAAAGUUGGAGACUGGAAAAAUCAUUUCACUGUAACACAAAAUGAACAGUUUGAUGAAGUCUACAAACAGAAGAUGAAGAACACCACUGUCAAGUUCCGCACUGAGAUUUGAUUGUUUUAUAUAUAUA
Carassius carassius (crucian carp) is the source of this 1045-nucleotide messenger RNA. RefSeq names its product cytosolic sulfotransferase 3. The record is from RefSeq and is a predicted model, not a curated record. Lineage: Eukaryota; Metazoa; Chordata; Actinopteri; Cypriniformes; Cyprinidae. Gene Ontology annotation, molecular function: sulfotransferase activity. Gene Ontology annotation, cellular component: cytoplasm. Gene Ontology annotation, biological process: sulfation. Bases 124 to 1029 code for a protein of 301 amino acids. The transcript is spliced from 8 exons.